Messenger RNA from Dufourea novaeangliae, 999 nucleotides. RefSeq names its product segmentation protein Runt-like. Bases 1 to 999 code for a protein of 332 amino acids. Gene Ontology annotation, biological process: regulation of DNA-templated transcription. Gene Ontology annotation, cellular component: nucleus. The record is from RefSeq and is a predicted model, not a curated record. Gene Ontology annotation, molecular function: DNA-binding transcription factor activity, RNA polymerase II-specific; ATP binding; RNA polymerase II cis-regulatory region sequence-specific DNA binding. The transcript is spliced from 4 exons. Lineage: Eukaryota; Metazoa; Arthropoda; Insecta; Hymenoptera; Halictidae.
AUGCAUUUACCGGAAGGACCGCUCGGUAUGGACAGUUACAACGCGAUACGGGAGACCCUACAGGUUCAUUGCGAUCUCGUGAGGACCGGAAGUCCCGCCAUCCUGUGCAGCGCGUUGCCGUCACACUGGAGAUCGAACAAAUCGUUGCCCGUGGCCUUCACGGUCGUCGCCCUCGACGAGGUCACCGACGGCACCUUGGUCACCAUUCGCGCUGGCAAUGACGAGAACUGCUGCGGCGAAUUGAGGAAUUGCACGGCGGUUAUGAAGAACCAGGUCGCGAAGUUCAACGAUCUCAGAUUCGUCGGUCGUAGCGGGAGAGGAAAAUCAUUCUCCCUGACCAUCCAGAUCAGCACGGUACCAUUCCAAAUCGCCACCUACACCAAAGCCAUCAAGGUCACCGUGGACGGACCAAGGGAACCACGAUCCAAGUCGAAUUAUCAGUACGGGCCUGGAUUCCCUGGACUGGGUCUCCUGAAUCCAUGGGUGGAUGUCGCCUACCUGGGACACGCGUGGCACAUGCCUCAUCCUGCGUUCGUCAAAGGAACGAUCCCGAUGUCAUCGACGGACCUAUUUCCGCCCACGUUCCCGCCAACGGUUCUGCCCUCCUAUCCGUUCGACCACGUGAAAUACCCGACGGAGUACACCACGCUGCCGCCAAAGACAACCACCACCACCGCCACCCAGCCAGCCAUACCAAACAGCCCAUCCAGGACACCACCAAGGAGUCCAAGCGAAUCUGGUAGCGAGUCAGCUGCAGAAGAGAUCCGUAGCGCGUUCGUACCGAUCAGAUUGAACGCACUGGCGCCUACCUCGUCUGUGAUCACAGCGACUGCCUCGUCACCUGAAACUAUCAUCCCGAAGAAAGCGACCGAGGGUGUCAGGAAUGAGUUGAAAGCACCUAGGACUCUGAUCAACCAUAAAUUGUCCCCUAAGAGGAGCCCGUCGCCGACGAAGAUCUCGUCGCCGCCCCCAGCGAAACCGGUCUGGAGGCCUUACUAA